Molecule: messenger RNA, 4837 nt
Organism: Menidia menidia (Atlantic silverside)
Lineage: Eukaryota; Metazoa; Chordata; Actinopteri; Atheriniformes; Atherinopsidae
Source: the annotation of a GenBank genome assembly
AUGUCCUUACAUGAGGCAGAACAUGAGGCCGACAGGUCAGAAGCAAGGAUGGCUGAGGUGUCACAAGAGGAGAGACUCCAGGCCAUCGCUGAGAAAAGGAAGAGGCAGACAGAGAUUGAGAACAAGAGGAGGCAGCUGGAUGAUGAUCGACGGCAACUCCAGCAUCUUAAGUCAAAGGCACUGAGGGAGCGCUGGUUGUUAGAUGGAGCUCCUGCUGAAGAGGAGACGCAGAAGCGUCUGCAGGAAGACGAGGUGAAGACCAAACUUCUGGAGCAGGUCAUUCUCAGGCUAGAGCAAGAAAUUGAAGAACUGGAGACGGGCGUGCCAGCCAACAAGGGUGUGGCCAAAGAAAAUGGAGGUGAGAAUGGAGUAGUGCAGACCUCUGGUCAGACCCCCAAGAGAGAGGUCACAGGCAUAGAAGCCAAGCUGCUGGGCCCCAGUCCUGACCAAGCUAGUGCAGACAACCCAGUUACGCUGGUCUUCAUGGGCUACAAAACCGUUGAGGAUGAGAAGGAGACCAGCACCGCCCUGGGGGUGGAGGGUGUGGACGGCAACGUGAAGGCUGAGUUUGUUGUGAUUGAAGAUGGCGAGGGGAAAGCAGGUGGAGAUGCAGCCAAAGCAGAGCAGGCCCCACCCAAUGGCAGCAUGGCGGAAAAAGAGAAGGCCAAUGGAGGUGGAGAAGAGGGGGAGAAGGAGAAGGAGAAGAAACAGACCUGCAAAUGCUGCACGGUCAUGUGAGCUGUGAUUGUUCAUCUGUAUGUGUGACUGGAUGUGUAUGGGUGAGUACGCAGCUGCCCUUGUGCAGGAAUGUGUGCCAUUGCAUGAGUCUGUAUUUGCAGAUGUAUGUAACUUUGUGUUUGUGUGCAAGUGUGUGUCAGGACUGGGAAAAAAAAAGAAACACAACGGCCGAAGUACAUUUAAACAGCCAACCUACUAACAAUGGGAGCUAAUAUGGGCUCCAGCUACAAGAACCACAGAGACUCAUAAGUACACUUUACGAUAUAUACUUUCUCUGACAUGUAUUUGACUUUUGAUUUCUAUUGAUAUUUUUCUAUUUUUCUGUCUUGACAUUUAUAUUGUAUUCAGUAUGUAUAUCUUUAUUAUGGGAUUGUGUACUGUAUGUUCAUUGUUAUUACUGUUGGAAAAAAGAAAAAUGUAUUGGCUCUCUGGAUUGUACUUCUGCCCAGUUGGGAAAAUUUGGAAACUCUAAAUCAGUCAGAUCAAAAACAUCACACAAUGAAGGACACAGAAACCUAAAUAUAAAAAUAUAUUUCUCUGUGUAGGCCUAUCAACUAUUUAUCAGUCAAUUUCAUAUUGCAAUAUUGUCUAAGAUAUUAUUUUGAAUAGUAUUUUAAUAUAUUGAUAUGAAAUUAUGUUUUAUACAAUGUAUUUAUUGUUUUUGGUUCUCUGUACCAUCUCCAACCAUUAACUGCAUGUAAGCUUGUAAGCACUUCCAACUACCAUGUUACACUCGCAACAAGUGUCUGUGCUUUCGUAGGCUCAUAUGUGCUCAUAUCUUUAGUCACACAAGUCUUUCUGUCUGUAACAGUGAAUAUAAUUGCAGUGUUAGAGGAAUGCGUUAUGUUUAAGAUGAUAUCUACAGCAGAGACUAAAUGAAUUGCUGACCAUGUGGCAAAUUAAAUUAGUUUAAAACUAGAUAUUAUGUGCACACAUGUACAUGAAAAUCACAAGUUUUGUUACCUUGAAUAAGAUGGUUGCGCUGCUUUAGGUUUUGUUAGACCCAUGACACUAUUAUUAGAAAAGCUUAAAUAAUUAUGUUGUCUCACCAGAAAAAUUAAUGUCAAUCUUAAUAAGGUAGCACUGCAUGAAGCCCUGCAGCUUUUUCGACUCAUCACUUGUUAGCUCUUUAUUAUAUGCUAUCGCGUUCACUUGAAUGUAAAUCCAGGGGUUAAAUUGGGAAUUAUUCCACCUUAAUGAAAAUGGGCCAGCUUGAUCAGGUCAACUAAAAGAGAAUUUAAAUAGCUUUUCUUUGUUUCUUUCUUCUUCUUCUUUUUUUUGUCUUUUGAUGAACCAAAUAAAAUCUAAUGAUACUGUUAUUUCACUGUGUUGUUCGGCUGUUGGUUGAUGUCCUGCUCACUCCCAGUUUAACCCCUGACUGUUUGCGCAUAAACCUGAAUCUAAUCACAUCUGCUUGAAUUUACAUGACAUUAGAGGGCAAUGGGGGUAUGCGAACAGAUCUCUCAAGAAAUAACUCUUGAGACAUGAUGAACUCCAUUUUGCCCCAGUAGCAAAGCCUAAUUAGACUUUUCUUUAGUGUUAACUGGAUAAAGAGAACAUGUUCCAGAAGAACAGUCUGGAAAACCAUUAGAAAAAAUUCUGUCAGCCGCUUAAACAAGGCAAUACAUGCGUGUAGACAAAAGCUGUUUAAAGCCUAGGCGAGGCUUGUCCCAGGCUUUGUCUCUAUCUCCUAAUUUGUUGGGAAAACACAUCCAGUGGUCUGGGUCAAUGAGGCUGUACCACCCAUGUGUCUGUUCCCCCCAGGCAAAUUCACGACUUUCACUCACCAACGCCAUUAUUCUGACACAAUAAUCUGUCUUUGUUACUGUCACACUCUAGUCCUACCCUGGUUACCCGCAAUCCAAAACUUCUGAAGUUGGUGCUAAUGCAAAUCUUUCCCCCCACCAACAAUUGUUCAACUUGUUCCCUAUGUCUUACUCAAAUUGCUGGUAAGGCAGUUUCUGCUGCAUAUUCUUGUUCAAUAAGACGAAGUUUAGCAACCUUCAGUGCCAGAAGAAUUCUCUCUAGUCCUGCCUGCAUUUUCCACCAGAGCAUUGAUCCCUUCUUACAUUCCAAAGGGAACUCAGAUGGUGGGGAUGGAUAAAGUACAGCCUAUGCUUUUCACAUGUACAGCUUCACUGUAAUUGUACAACUCCGAUUCUUAUAUUGAUUCAUGUUCUUUUUUUAUGGCCCCUUUGCAAGGGCUGUAUAUUGUAUUUGAUGUUUGUAUUUCAACGAAAGAAAAAAAAAGACUACAUUUGUGUAUUGUCGGUGCCUUUUGUCAGGUUGAUUUGGUUGGACUUCUCCGUCUGAAGCCAUUUUCAGACCGGGGAUUUUUCUUGCUGUGCUCCUGGUAACGAGGACCCACUGGAAUCACUGCCUUUUACUCAGAAAGAGCACUAAGUAUUCAAGUGUCUAACCCUUAUUUUUCACUUGAUAAUAUGAAAUAAAUGCAGCUUGGACAAUAGGUGAUAUGCAGAAUAUUGUUCAUGUGUUCAAUAACCUUUCUAUCCUGUGUCAACUUUAUAAAAAGUCUCUUCUUUUUCUUUUAUCCCACACCUGCAUGAAAGUAAACCAUCACCCAAAGUGAAACGUUUUUAAGACGCUGCAACAUAUGUCUAUAUGCGCACAUGCAUCUGUGUAGAAAUCUAUGUCAAUCUGGUGAGCUGAAGCUUUGCUUAAUAGUGGGUCUCUGGGACAGCUGCAGCAAAAACAACCUUGUGUCAGACCAAUGCCUGUUCUAUCAUCUAUUCUGUGGUCGUCUAAAUGUUUAAGCUUAAAUAGAACUACUGUUUGUUAACCGCAAGUCAGAUUAGUUUGUAUGUAAUGAACCGACUGUAUGCUCAAGGUAUAUCGUGGGUGCGGGUCUGGAAUCUCAGCUGAUGAGAUGAAAUGUGGGCUCACAAACAGACAAUCCCGUCCAGAUAAACUCUCCACUUAAAGUGCUAAGACAGUGGUCUUUUAAAAAGAUUAACCAAGCUGAUACAGUCGAGGUCAGAGGUCUGAGACAUAAGAAUGAAGACCAGGGUGUAGCUGGAGCUGCUACCGAGGUGUACUUAUUUCAUGGUCAAGCAUGUGCCACUAGAGGGCAUAUUUAAACUGUAUUUCAUUUGAAGCCAUUCAACGCUCUUGGUUAAUAACACUUUGUAUGAGAGGGACAGAAGCAGGGUUAAUUGGGGAGACAAAGAGAGGGAGGCAUAAAAACAAAGCUCUCAUUUCAGAGAGGUCAUGUAUUCACCACUCAACACAACAUCUAGAAUAAUAUUGCUGUACUGUGCAUUCAUGCUAAAUCAAAUAAAAGGCUGUGUAAAAAUUCUCCAGAGCUAAACAUUAGUGUGACAUACUCAGUUGGCGAGGGCCUUUUCUGCAUUGAGAAAGAUUAUUGCCUUUUGGAUGGAGGCAGCAAUCUUGCUCCAUGUCUACAAGACAGAGAACAUAUUGUGUGCUAUUUUUUUAGGUCACAUCCAUCCCUGACGAUGCUUUUCCACACUUCAAUUAAAAAAAAUUACUGGAUUGCUCCACUGGAAUAUAGAGAUUCAUGAAAGAGUGAAUGGGAUGUGGAUGUUUGAAUGUUAAAUGUAUAUUAAAGGUAAAAGUUCAGACACAAAUGGAAGCAUAGCAAACAUAAAUCAUUCCAACUGGCUCCAGAAGGAUAGCAAAAUCUAAUUUCUGCCAUGCUAUCAGUUACCCAUAAUUACCUUUCCUCGGCAACUGGUUUGUUAGGACAGGCACAUGAACGUAAUGUAAUGAAACUAUCAUACUCAUGAAAUCAGCACACAGACCUCAGUCGUGCCACAUUGUCACAACAGCAGCAGCUGUCCAUGGCUCACAUUUUCCAGAAACCCAUCUUUCUCUCUCACCACAUCAACAACACUUGUCACUCAUCUUGUAGCCCUGUCACCAGCCACCUCAUCUAAGUUCCUGCUACCUCUCAGCCUCGGAUCUCAACGAAACUCAUUCAGUGGUAACGUCUCGCCGCCCUCUUGCUUGGAUCGGCAUAUCUUUCACCAUUGUCUUUUGCAGUUUGAAAUAAAGUUUAUACAAGUACAAAAGAUGGUCUGCGACUUGAUAUUUCCACUCACAAAAAACUGAGUAUCAG